CAGACGGACAUAAUGAGCGAGCCGUGGUUUGUGUGGAUGCUGGUGGGAUGUAUAGGCGGCACUUUGUGGCUGGCGCUCUGUGUGUUCAGUAUCUGGCUCUUCCGGCGCCGCAGGAGGAACAAGAAGAAGAUGGCGCAGAACGGGAUGUAUAGCGAGCGUACGGCGGCCUACAGUCGGACCUGACCAGCCUGCUGGAGUGUGGUGGCCACAAGGAGGGCGGUGGAGUGGACAGUGGUCAGCAACAGGUGUACAGCUCGGCCACGUCCAUGCCCCAGAUGAAGACGUUCUACCAGCGGCCCGGUCAGUCGGUGGCCUCGUCUGUGGCCCCUUACGCCACCACCACGCUCAUCAACAAGGGGGUUAACCCCACACCCAGGCCUAGCCAGGCUAGUGUGAGUUCUCCCUCUUUUUACACCUUACCGCUUUAAAAA
Aplysia californica (California sea hare) is the source of this 431-nucleotide messenger RNA. RefSeq lists its product as uncharacterized. The record is from RefSeq and is a predicted model, not a curated record. Lineage: Eukaryota; Metazoa; Mollusca; Gastropoda; Aplysiida; Aplysiidae.